Morus notabilis is the source of this 2455-nucleotide messenger RNA. Its product is annotated as probable L-type lectin-domain containing receptor kinase S.5. The coding region runs from base 144 to 2171 and encodes 675 amino acids. Gene Ontology annotation, cellular component: plasma membrane. Gene Ontology annotation, molecular function: protein kinase activity; carbohydrate binding; ATP binding. Gene Ontology annotation, biological process: protein phosphorylation. Lineage: Eukaryota; Viridiplantae; Streptophyta; Magnoliopsida; Rosales; Moraceae. The transcript has 2 exons. The record is from RefSeq and is a predicted model, not a curated record.
AGCAAGUACAUUAUUGUGCAUAUAUAAAUAGGAAAACAAAGCUCUAAUAGAUCUCCCUUCUUCUCUUCUCUGUUUUGAUUGGUUCCAACCUUCCCUUCUUUCCUUGCCAUAUUUCAUUACGAGCCAAACAUAGAAAGCAAAAAAUGGUGCUCUCAAAAAGAAGUUCCAUAAUCUUCAUAAUUUUUUGCUUUUCCCUGCUCCAAAACGCCACAAUUGGCUCAUCAAAAUCACCAAAGACAAAGAACCUCUCAUUCCAUGACUUCAAAGAAGUAAGAGACGCAACUUCCUUCAAGUUCACAAACUUCUCUUCCAUUGAUGGUGGGGCCCUUCAGCUGACCCCAGACAACGAGAACCAGCCCUUGGGAUACUUCAACAAAUCCGGCAGAAUCAUGUACUAUAAACCUUACAAGCUCUGGCGAUCCGAAACUGACCGAGACAUUGCCUCUUUCAACACCACUUUUGUCAUGAACAUCUACAGGAACAGAACUUGGAACCCUGGCGAAGGCUUCGCUUUCCUAAUUGCGCCGGAGUUCGACGUCCCCGAGGAGAGCCACGGCCGGUGGCUAGGCCUCACCAACGCCUCGACCGAUGGAAAUCCCGAGAACCGCCUGGUGGCCGUCGAGUUCGACACCGAGAAGCAAGAGUUUGAUCCUGAUGACAACCACAUCGGCCUCAACAUCAACUCGGUGAGAUCGAAAACGACAGUCUCGCUUGACCGAUUCGGUUUCCUAAUCUCGCCGGAGACAGGCACUGACUACAGAGUGUGGAUCCAGUACAACGGUAAGUCCAAAGUAAUGGAAGUUUACAUGGCGAAUCGGAGCGAUGAGAGGCCAAAGCAACCGUUCCUGAAUGAGACCAUAAACCUGAAAGACCAUGUCAAGCAGAGUUCCUACUUCGGUUUCGCCGCCUCCACGGGGAAUCCCGGGAUUCAGUUCAACUGCGUGCUGGAAUGGGAGCUGCAAGUGGAAGACUUUUCGGGUAAGAAAGACGGGAAAUGGUGGAGGAUUGCCCUUGGGGUUGGUGUUUCAGUCAUGGUUUUGUUAGCCUUGUGUGGUGUCAAGUUUGGAGUUGCUUGUGUCAAAAAGAGAAGAGAUCUUGAUGAAGACUCCAAUGUUUUGGGAGCAUUAAAAAGGUUGCCUGGGAUGCCAAGAGAGUUCAGAUACAAGGAUCUCAAGAAGGCCACAAAUGAUUUCCAUCAGAAUAUGGUUUUGGGACAAGGUGGAUUUGGUGUCGUUUAUAGAGGAAUUCUUAGAGAUUGGGAUGGACGUAGUACUAGUUCUGCUUUAAGAACUAAUGAAAUUGCUGUGAAGAAAUUCUCCAGAGAUGACAUCAAAGGCAAGGAUGAUUUCUUGGCUGAGCUCACAAUCAUUCACCGGCUUCGCCAUAAGCAUCUUGUCCGUUUAGUUGGUUGGUGCUAUGAAAAAGGAAAGCUUCUUCUAGUCUACGAUUACAUGCCAAACGGAAGCCUUGAGAAACACCUCUACGAAUCCUCCAACACACUGAACUGGAGACAUCGACACAAGAUACUUGCAGGCGUAGCCUCGGCAUUGCAUUACCUUCACAACGACUACGACCAAAAGGUGGUUCACCGUGAUCUCAAAGCCAGCAACAUCUUGCUUGACUCUGACUACAAUGCUCGGUUAGGUGAUUUCGGGCUUGCACGUGCCAUAGAAAACGAGAGGACCUCGUAUGCUGAGCUAGGACUAGCUGGUGUCCCAGGCACAAUGGGCUACGUAGCCCCGGAGUGCUUCCACACAGGAAAGGCUACGCCGGAAUCUGAUGUAUUUGGCUUUGGUGCGGUGGUGCUUGAGGUGGUGUGUGGCAGAAGCCCCGGAGUUAAGAUUCAGCACGAGGAGCACCAGUUCACAUUGGUUGAUUGGGUUUGGAUGUUGCACCGUGAAGGGCGUAUUCUAGAGGCUGUGGAUGAGAGGCUUAAGAAUGAGUAUGUUGUCGAGGAAGCAAAUCGGCUUCUGCUUCUGGGCCUGGCGUGCUCACAUCCUGUAGCCAGCGAAAGGCCACAAACUCAGGCCAUUUGCCUAAUCAUAGCCGAGACUCUGCCGUCGCCUCAUGUGCCUCCUUUCAAGCCUGUCUUCACAUGGCCUAACUUGGGCUUGGGCGUUGCCUUUAGCUCCAUUGAAAGUGAUUAUUCAAAUAUCACAUUGUCUUCUUGAACUGUGAGGAAACGUAGAAUCUAACAUUGAUUUAUUGGGGCUCAGCUCAUCCCGAGAUUGGAGGGUUACCGACUUGGCACUUGCAAUUCCUGUUACUCGGUUUGGAGUCAUUUAACCCUCCUUUCGAAUUUAAAUGGGAGAUUUUUUUUAUAUAAUCCCACGUUUGUGUUCCUUACAACCAAAUGAGUACGGGCCAAGACUGUACUUAGAACUUAUGUGAAUUGGCAAUUUCUUCUACUAUGUAAUUAAAAGGAAAAUUCCAUUUCCACCUUUCUUUUCAAGAA